AUCUUAAAUGAUUGAAAAGUUCUUUUUAAAAUGCAUAAAGCUAUAUUUCUUUAACAAAAAAUAUUAUUAUUUAAAUUACAGAUUUCUAUGGGGAUACUAUCAUAUAAUACUGUCUUUCUUCUUUAGCAACAACUAAUAGUAUACAUGGCUUCUAUCGAAAAUAUUCUUACUGACAUAGGUUUAUUAAACCUUCUCCCCCGAUUUAAUGAAGAAAAGGUGGAUAUCAAUAUUGUUAUGGCUGCUACGGAUGAGGAUCUGAAACGUCUGGGAGUGCAAAGGUUGGGUGACAGGAUCCGUCUUAAGGACAUGUGUCGUCAAAAAAAUUCUAAUAGUAGGGAAGGCCCGUCCAGUAGAAUCAGAGAAGAGAGAAGAACACUAUUCGCGCCAUAUGCAAGACAGACAAAUGGAAACUGCAGCAGAAGCAGCAGCAGUAGUAAACCAAAUGGUAGAUCAAAAAAAGCAAAGAAAAGAACUUGGACAGGCCAGUUUGUCUGCUUAGCUGACAGAACAAGAACAAAAUUACCAACACCUUCAGAAAAGCAAGUGCUACAUAAUGCUGGCCUUGGUUUAAAAAAGAUUUCUUUUGAUAUUGAUGAUGAUGAGACUGACGUUUACACCAAAUUAAUGGCAGAUGCACAAAACAAAGAGAAUGGAGAAACUGAAGGUUUUCCAACUUUAAAACAUUGUGGCGGGUUUGAGUUAUUAAAAUGUAUCCCAAAUUGCAGGAUCCUUGAACCUUUGAAUUGCAAACUAAGUUCCAUAUCUUUGAAAGCUACCAUAGGACAAGGAAAGAUUUAUAUACGUCCAAUUCAAAAGUCGUUGUCGGUAAUACCUCUGCAAAAGGCAAGUACAGUAACAACUUCUAUCAAAGAAAAAUGUUUAAAUUGUUUUGAGGAGUUUUGUCUCGAAGAACUGAGACAACAUACUGAGUUAUGCAUGCCAUACUAUGAAUCUAGUGAUGAUUCAGAAGUUGCAUUACCCCCUGUGUUAUCAAAUGAGGUGACCCAUGAAGAGGAAAACAAUGAAAUAACUGAAACUGAAUCUGCUUUUCGAAUAAGCUAUGAGUACAUUCCAGAAACAAGAGAUCAAAAGCAGGAUAAUGCUAAUAACAACGAAGAAUUUGAUCUCAAUGCAAACAUUAACAACAUCAUCAGUUAUUGCAUUGAUAAUCAAGUGAAUUCACCAGUCGAGAUAUUACGGUAUAUGCAGCAGAAGUUAGUUCAAGGUCGAAGUUUAGAAAUAACUGAUAUUGCGGUUCAUGAUGACAGACCAACAAAUUUUAUCAUGGUUGAUCGGGCCAAUCUUAUUGAAACUGGUUUAGAAGAGAUACGGGAACUGCAAAAUAAGUUGAUUUGUUUAUCUGUGCAGUUUUAUGGUGAGUUGGCAGAAGAUUAUGGAGGGCCAAGAAAAGAGUUUUUUCAACAGAUAAUAAGAGAAAUCAAAGAAAAAUACUUUGAUUGUGAAAUAAACUUGUUUCCUUUAAGUGAUUAUUAUGAUAUUGGAAUAGUUUUUGGCUUGAGUUUGCUUCAGAAUGGUCCAUUUCCACAGUUUUUGGAAGAAGAUGACCUGCAAAAAAUAUUUUUUAACGAAGAACCUGGCAAAUUCAAUGAACUCCGAAGAGCUUUCAAGGAUCUUGGAAUUUUCCAAAUUGUGGAAGCCUUUCCUAUCAUGCUACACCUUUUCCGACCCAAUCCUAAUGCUACUUUCACUUUUAAAAAACUGGUCAACUUGCUUCAGCCAAAAUGGGCAGCUGAAGGGUCAAACGAACAUUACAGGCAGAAAAAGCUUUAUCCGUCAUUAAUGAAAUAUUUGAGGCAAGCACAUGGUGGAAAACGUUCGGGUGUUUCGCUUCCCGAUGUACUAAGGUUUGUCACUGGAAGUGAAGAAGAGCCUUUGUUAGGAUUUGCACUGGCCCCUUCGAUAAAAUUUGUUCCGGUGAUGGAAGAAGGUCGAUUUCUUCCGACAAGUAACACUUGCAUUAAUCAAUUGCAAUUACCAAUGGAAAGUAAUGCUAUUUCCCUUCCAGACGAAAACGCUCUGUUCGGUUUAUAUGACUUAGCCUUUUCUAGUCGAUUUUUUGGACAAAUUUAAAAGUCGUCGACAGUUUUAUUAUUUAUGCCUAUUAGGAACUUAACUCUUGUGAUUAAAUGCAAACAUUUAUGCUUUCUUUCGUUACCUUUUCACUGAUUCAAAACUUAUUUUAUAAUUGGUAGUUGUUUACUUGUAAACUUCGUUUUGUUUACGGUGUCCCUUUCCAAAGGGACACUUAAUUUUUGUUUUAUUCAGAGAGAAUAUUUUUUAUAUUUUAGCUCUUAUCGUUUGUAUUCAUUUUCUUAUAUUAUAGGAGAAUAAAUGUUCCGUAGUUUCUUCAGAAAUUUUCGAUGUACUUUGCAAGAUUAGACUGACGCUUAAUCGUAACACUAUGGUAAAGUGUUCCCGCGAAAUUGUUAAUUUUCUAAGAAAUUCAGAGGUUACCAUUUUUUAAUUUUAAUUUUGAUUGAGGCGCCAAAACUAUCGAAUAAUUUAUCGCAUGCAAACAGCGCAUCGAAUAAUUUAGCGCAUGAAUUCAGCGCAUCGAAUAAUUUAUCGCAUGCAAACAGCGCAUCGAAUAAUUUAGCGCAUGAAUUCAGCGCAUCGAAUAAUUUAGCGCAUGCAAACAGCGCAUCGAAUAAUUUAGCGCAUGCAAACAGCGCAUCGAAUAAUUUA
Hydractinia symbiolongicarpus is the source of this 2706-nucleotide messenger RNA. RefSeq lists its product as uncharacterized. The coding region runs from base 145 to 2091 and encodes 648 amino acids. The transcript is spliced from 5 exons. Lineage: Eukaryota; Metazoa; Cnidaria; Hydrozoa; Anthoathecata; Hydractiniidae. The record is from RefSeq and is a predicted model, not a curated record. Gene Ontology annotation, molecular function: protein binding; ubiquitin-protein transferase activity.